Oppia nitens is the source of this 718-nucleotide messenger RNA. RefSeq lists its product as uncharacterized. NCBI's taxonomy places the organism in Eukaryota, Metazoa, Arthropoda, Arachnida, Sarcoptiformes, Oppiidae. The transcript has 3 exons. The coding region runs from base 56 to 718 and encodes 220 amino acids. The record is from RefSeq and is a predicted model, not a curated record.
AAUUAAUGGCAACAAUAAAUCUUCAAUUAUAAAGAAAGUAGUUAGCAAAUGUAAUAUGGCUAACCCGUGGACCAAACCGCCGGUAAUUUUGUACAAACAAUUCAAACUAUUAAACGAUACGGUGCUAACCAUAAAAAUCAAUCAAACUAUACAAGCUAAAUUGAAAUUUCUACUGGGAUAUUGUAAACGUCUAAAACAAUCAACAAAUCUAGACUAUCUGUCCAAAGUUUACGUCAAACUAGCAAACUAUUUACAAUCGUCGGAACAAACGGCAUUGAUAUCAAUUGUCGACGACAACAACGAAUUUGUGGACAAUAGUACUGAAAAACAUUUGAGCCUGGUACAAUUACAAAACUAUCUGGAUUAUUGGUUCAGAUAUGUUUAUCUAUACGGUACAAAUGAUUGUCCACUAGAGGCUUAUAAAAAUAUUAGUAGUGUUGGCAAUGCUAGUCAAUUGGUUAGACAAUUAAUGGUUGUCCGUGGGAAAUUGUUUACGAAAUUACAACAGUUAAUCGAUAGCGAAAAACUAGAUAAGGACAGGGAGUUUUGGGCACCGAUACAAACUAAGAUUUUGAAUUACUAUAAAAAUUCAUCAAAACUUAUCGAUGAAGCUAUUAAUAAAUUGGUACCCAAUUUGUUAAAAAUAAAAACAUUACAGUUUCUGGUUAUCGACACUGAAUUUCUAAUGAGAGGUUAUAGUAAUUAUAAAGAGAAUUAG